AUGCUUAUAGUAUAUGUGGAUGAUAUUGUUGUUACUAGCAAUGAUACAUAUGAAAUCUUUGAACUCAAAGCCUAUCUUGGUAAGGAGUUUGAGAUCAAGGACCUAAGAAGGCUGAAAUACUUUCUUGGUAUUCAGGUGGUACAUUCAACCAAGGGUAUUGUUUUCUCUCAAAGAAAUUAUACUUUGGACCUCCUCUUAGAGACUGGUAUGUUAGGGUGUAAACACCUGGAUACUCCUAAUGAGGUUAGCUCUCAUCUCAGAAGCAAGGAGGGUGAAACUGUUGAUAAAGGUCCGUAUCAAAGGCUAGUUGAAAGACUCAUAUAUCUAUCCUACAUAAGACAAGACAUAGCUCAUGCAAUAAGUUUGGUUCCCUACAUGAUCAUAGCUCUACUAUUGGCUACUUACUGUACAUUUGUUGAUGGUAACUUGGUUACGUGGCACAGUAAGAAGCAGUCAGUUGUGGCUCGAUCAAGUGCAGAGGCAAAAUUUCGAGCUAUGGCGCAUGGGAUUUGCGAGCUGCUUUGGUUGUAG
This is a messenger RNA of Macadamia integrifolia, 531 nucleotides long. RefSeq lists its product as uncharacterized. Lineage: Eukaryota; Viridiplantae; Streptophyta; Magnoliopsida; Proteales; Proteaceae. The coding region runs from base 1 to 531 and encodes 176 amino acids. The record is from RefSeq and is a predicted model, not a curated record. The transcript is spliced from 2 exons.